Durusdinium trenchii is the source of this 357-nucleotide messenger RNA. NCBI's taxonomy places the organism in Eukaryota, Dinophyceae, Suessiales, Symbiodiniaceae. The record is from the annotation of a GenBank genome assembly.
AUGAUGCAGAGGCUCUCCUCGCGCUCCUUGGAGCCAGAUGGUGUGAGCUUUCGCUCCCUGGUCAAAGGCGCCUGGGAAGAAGCGCUAGGCUUUCACUCGAAAUCUUUGGACAUCUUGGAGAUCAACGCAUUGGCCCAAAGCACUGGCCCAAAGCACUGGCAGCGAUGCUUGGAGGUCCUCUUCCAGGCGAGGUCACUUGGAGUUGAACCCGACUCAGUCUCCCGGCUCCUGCAAUUGAAUGCACAAUCAUGUAGCACCUCGAUAGAGAAAUGGCAGCUAUCCAUGUCCAUUGUGGCCAAUGCCGAGGGCAACACCAAUAUUUUGUAUCAGGUUGGAAUCUCUCUGAGCCUAUCAUGA